Molecule: messenger RNA, 531 nt
Organism: Melanotaenia boesemani (Boeseman's rainbowfish)
Lineage: Eukaryota; Metazoa; Chordata; Actinopteri; Atheriniformes; Melanotaeniidae
Gene: h2bk1
Product: zgc:92591
Exons: 2
Coding region: 105-455 (116 amino acids)
Cellular component (GO): nucleosome
Molecular function (GO): structural constituent of chromatin; DNA binding; protein heterodimerization activity
Source: RefSeq, a predicted model, not a curated record
UAGCCACUAAUUAAAACAAGCUUCAUAAACCACUGCCCAGCGACCAGAAACCUGGAAUAAUUACCCCUAAACUAUAUGAUACAGCAUUUAGAGAAUUAAAAAAAAUGACUAGCGAUUUAUCAAAAAAGAAAGUGAAGAGUUCGAGUGAGAAAAAGGCGAAAAGAAAAGCUAAAAGAAAAGAGACUUAUGCCAUGUAUAUCUAUAAAGUUUUGAAACAGGUCCAUCCGGAUACGGGGAUUUCCAGCAGAGCUAUGAGCAUCAUGAACUCCUUCGUGAAUGACCUGUUUGAGAGGAUUGCCACGGAAGCGUCCCGGCUGGCCCAGUACAACAAGCGGUCCACCAUCACCAGCAGAGAGGUGCAAACUGCGGUGAGGCUGCUGCUGCCCGGGGAGCUGGCGAAACACGCCGUGUCCGAGGGCACCAAGGCCGUCACCAAGUACACCAGUUCCAAGUGAAUAGUUAGUUUUACAAGGAUUCCUGUCUGGUGUAAGGAGUUUCCAUGUGAACCAUUUCAAUAAAUAUUCAACUGUU